AUGGCUUCAAUACUAUCAUACGUGCCGGUUGUUAACCGGCUCCUCAAUACAAAAGACGCGUCGCGCUCUAUUGAGAUCCCGCCUGUCGAGAUUCACAAUGUGGAGACAGCCCCUGAAAAGCGGCCAAGGACUCUAAAGCAUCUUCUCAGAGCAAACCACAUUAACCAUGCCAUCCUUUUCAAUGACAUGCGCUUUCACAAUCACUUGCCGCAUAUUCUAUGCUCGGCGUAUCUCCUCGGUGCAUCCGAUACACAGAUGCACCAUGUAUACGCUGAAGAAGCCAAAACACUAGAGCCCUGGGAACCGUCGCCUGCCGAGGUCACCCAGGAGGACUGGCAGUCCUUUUGGGGGGACAAGCGGUAUCAACGUGCCUUUAUUGAUUUUUUCGAAGACUCUCUAGUAAUGAGACACAAUUAUAAUUGGAAAAAGUUGGUAGACGAAUACUUGUACGAUGGCAAAGAACCACUACUCAAUUGUCUCAUUGGUGGUCUUGGGCAUCCCCUUAUCCACCUUGGCUAUGCCUAUGAGAUGGACAAUAAGGAGGUUGCAAUAGAGGCUCUAGGGCUAGCUUCAACAGAGUACGAUUUCCUCCACAAGUACUUGGACGAUCCAUCGUACACGAAGCCGUCGCCGCUCAAAACCUCGAACAUAUUAGACUUGCUCACACAGAUGGCCAGCGACAAGCGAGUACCAGAGCUGUUUCAAGAGCCUGGUUUCCAAAACUUCGAGCCCCUCUUCAAGGAUCACGAGGAGCUAGUCAUGGAGUAUUGGAAUGCGUGGUCUCUUGAUGACCCGACAAAGCAAUUCCAAGAGUCGCAAAAGGCAGCAGUAUCCCUUCUUGUGGCGACUGUUCCCCCAGGAACUCACUCCUACAAUUUCGUCGUCGUUCAUCUACUCACAACAAGCCACGCAGUGCGGAUUCUUCUUCCCAUGAUUCCCUCCAAAUAUCACAUCAACCUGGUACGACAAUGGUGGCUACUGACGAUUGCAGUCUACCUCAUCUUCGAGUGUCCCAAGAUCGAUCCUGACAAUAUUAAGCCUACUGACGUAGCUGGGAAGCAAUGGAAUUAUGUCGAGGAUAAGGCACUCAACAGUGCUUACUCGACAGACGCCCACUUUGUCAAAGCUAUACGUGCAAUUAAAGAAGCUGCAAAGACAUGGGGUGAUGUGCAUGAGCACUAUCUAGCGGCGGCGGUUAGGUUUGUUGAUGAUUUUGAAGGAUGGGCUCUGACAGAUGCCAUUUCAGACAUCACACGCAACAUGGCGCCGCCUGCGAAGCGCCUGAAGCGAAACAUCGUGACCUCCGACGAUGAAGAUCCAAAACCCGUCGUCAACACUCUAAACAAUUACCUCCUCCGCUCUCCGGAUGCGAAAGCAAGCGCGACAGCUCCGCCUGAAAAUGCUACCGCCUCUCCCAGUCCCACCCGAAAAGUUACUCGUCUAGUCACCCGCCAAUCUUCUAAGCCCACCCCAUCCUUGUCCAUCAACGGAUCGAGUGCGAGGAGUGGGAAGAAAAGCACGAGCACAAGUCCAGAAAAAAGCAGGGCCAGACCGCCGACCCAGAGCAAAUCCGACGAGAAAGGAAAGACAGCCGACCUCAAGGCCUUGUUCUCCAAGCAAGCUGAAAGGGCUGCAACACGACCGCCAGUAAAGCUAGAUGAUAUAAUAAGCGACCCAAUUUCCGACGAGGACGAUGUGGGAGAACACAGGGCGACAACGGCUAGCCACGUCGGUCUGGCUUCUCGGAAGCGCUUUAAGGAUUCUUUCGCUGGCAAUACCAUAACAUCUUCAUCAAUCGCCUCAAGUCAGAGGUUUAUACGGCCGACUUUGCCCCCACAAGAUCCAGAAAUAGAUAACGAGCAGCGGCCAUGGUCCAAAAGAUUUGGUCCCAUGAACCUCAGUGAGCUUGCUGUUCACACGAAGAAGGUUGCGGAUGUUCGGAAAUGGCUUGAAGAUGUCAUGGCUGGUCGAAUGCGACAGCGGUUACUUAUUCUUAAGGGGGCAGCUGGAACUGGGAAAACCACCACAUUGCGACUUAUUGCCAAGGAGAUGCGAUGUGAAGUUCUUGAAUGGCGAAACCCGACAACUUCAAGUAGGGCUCACCAGGAGUUUCAGUCUGUUUCUGUUCAGUUUGAAGAGUUCCUGGGAAGAGGAGGCAAGUUCUCGCAGCUGGACCUCGACCUAGAAGACUCGUCUCCUAAAAACAUCGGAACCAACGACAAUACCCCGAAACUGAUGCUUAUUGAAGAGUUUCCUAAUACAUUUGCUCGCUCAUCCACAGCUAUGACAUCCUUCCGGAAGGCUAUCCUACAGUUUUUGGCAACUAAUACUCCAUCACUUUCUGUCUUCGGAAGGCAAGCAUCUAAAGAUCCCAUUACACCAGUUGUUAUGAUCAUAUCCGAGACCCUUUUGACAACCACGUCUGCAUCUGCGGAUAGUUUCACCGCCCAUCGUUUGCUCGGUCCUGAAAUCACUCGUCAUCCGGGAACAUACACCAUAGAGUUUAAUUCCAUAGCGCCAACUCUUCUUUCCGCUGCUCUUGGGCUUGUUGUGCAGAAAGAAGCAAGAAAAUCCGGCAGGAGACGGACUCCAGGACCUCUCGUGCUGAAAAAACUAGGCGAAAUCGGCGAUAUUAGAAGCGCUAUCUCUUCACUUCAAUUUCUUUGCUUGAAAGGAGACACAGAGGCAGAUUGGGGUUCGCAUGUUAACUUUGGAAAACCAAAGCGGACAACUAAAAGCUCCGUCUCCUUGACACGAGGAGAAAUGGAAACGCUCCAGCUUGUUUCACAGCGGGAGGCAAGUCUAGGUAUAUUCCACGCAAUUGGAAAAGUUGUGUACAAUAAACGAGGAGACGAACCAAUGGACCUGAACUCUGCAGAAGGGAGAGCUGAACUACUACCUAGUCAUCUGUCUUCAUGCUCGCGGCCAAAGAGAUCCGAGGUCUCUGUCGACAGCCUAGUUGAUGAAACAGGAACCGAUACACAUACAUUUAUCUCAGCUCUCCAUGAGAACUAUGUUCUGUCUUGUGAAUCGAAUGCGUCCUUUCUGGACUAUAUGGGAGGAUGCAUUGACUACUUAUCCGAUAGUGAUCUUCUAUGCCCUUCUUGGGAUGUAUUUUUUGGUGGCCGCGGACCUGGCGGUAAGGGUUUCUUUGGUCACGAUUCAGCUAGUCAUGUGCUACGCCAAGAAGAAAUCGCAUUUCAAGUUGCCACACGCGGCUUGCUUUUUUCACUUCCUAACCCAGUCCAGCGGAAGGGAAGCGGCUCUAGGCGCGGUGGCGGCGAUGCAUUCAAGAUGUUCUAUCCUACAAGCCUUAAACUCUGGCGAGAGAAAGAGGAGCUAGAAGGCCUUGUUGAUCACUGGUCUUCAGUUUUACUUAAGGGCGACAACUCCGACCAUAAUCUGACGAACGGCGCAUCCGCCUUCCGCCGGGCCAAAACUGCCCCCACCAGUCAAUGGCUUGCCAGUCAACACUCUCGGCAAAAUGAAAUUCAAGCUAGGCAGACAGCACAGACCUCAGAUCACUCUACCGCCUUGCUCUCUCUGGGCAGUUCUGCCCGUCGCGAGAUGAUACUCGAAAGGUUACCAUACAUGUCCCAUAUCACCCGUCGACACAGAUCAUCGAGCUCUGUGCCCUGGUUAAAAGGUAUCGAAAAAGUUGUGUCAUUUUCAGGUAUAAGUUCAAUUGCAGAUGAAGAUACUGUUGACUUGGAGGAAAAUGAAAACUCAGGCGGCGGGGCUGAAGAAGACUGGGCCACGGACAAACCUACCGAAGAAUCGUCACCACGAAAGAAGAGCUUUGCCAUACGACGUAAUGGCCAAAAUGGAGGCUCGGUGGCCGCUUCACAAGUGCAAAAGCUUGUACUGAGUGAUGAUGAUAUAGAAGAUGACUGA
Molecule: messenger RNA, 3894 nt
Organism: Xylaria bambusicola
Lineage: Eukaryota; Fungi; Ascomycota; Sordariomycetes; Xylariales; Xylariaceae
Product: cell cycle checkpoint protein RAD17
Exons: 4
Coding region: 1-3894 (1297 amino acids)
Molecular function (GO): oxidoreductase activity
Source: RefSeq, a predicted model, not a curated record